Messenger RNA from Mesorhabditis spiculigera, 1764 nucleotides. The record is from the annotation of a GenBank genome assembly. Lineage: Eukaryota; Metazoa; Nematoda; Chromadorea; Rhabditida; Rhabditidae.
AUGGCACACUUUGGCAUCGUCGGGUGUCAUUUUGAAAGGUGGGGCGAGGGUAAUGAUCGUCUCGAGGUACUAUCGGCUUUCCUCCACUCGGAGGUGCCCUUGGAGGGCGUGGCCAAGAAAACGGAGGGAUUCACGGUGGCCGAGCUCGAGCGCCUCGCCCGUCGGGUACAGAUCGCUACAGCGAUAAGAGGUGCCAAACUCUGCAAUGAAGCCGACUUGGAAAACGGGCUUGAAAAUUCAAGACCGUUGAGCACGAAUCAAUUGGAGACGCAAGUGGAGAUCCGACUUGAUGAAGUCGGCGGAAUGAAGGAGCAGAAGAAGACGUUGGAGGAGCUCUUACUCUGGCCGGGGAUGUACCCAAAUCUAUUCGCGAGAUGUGGCGUGAGAAUGGGACGCGGCGUGCUACUUUGCGGGCCGUCCGGAUGCGGAAAAACGAUUUUGGCAAAGGCCUUUGCCGCCCAUACUAAAUUCCAGACAAUUUUUAUCAAGGGCCCCGAACUGCUAUCAAAAUACAUCGGCAGCAGCGAGGAGAAUGUGCGAAACGCUUUUGCAAGAGCCCGAGCCAGUGCUCCUUGUGUUCUGCUAUUUGAUGAGCUCGACUCAUUGGCCCCUAGAAGAGGAGCUGAUAGUACCGGAGUCACGGACCGUGUUGUGAAUCAACUACUGACAGAGAUGGAUGGAGCCGAGGGGCUGAAUGGCGUUUUCGUGCUUGGCUGCACAUCGCGAGUCGAUCUGAUCGACCCGGCGCUGUUGAGACCGGGGCGUUUUGACCACAAAUUGGUGUGUGAUGCGCCGAGUGAGGAAGACCGCGAAGAAAUCCUGGAAAUCGUUCUAAAGAAAAUUGCACGCCAGGGCGAAUUCAAUUUGAAAAAGCUAGCCGAAAUGAGCGACAGCUGGACGGGCGCCGACUUGAAUGCCUGGAUGCUAAACGCUCAUUUCUUGGCGAGCAGAAAAACCCCAGGGGAAGAUACCCCAAUCACGAUGGACGAUAUCCUGGCAACGGCCCAGACAUUGAUGACAACACGACUGAAAGGAGCGCACAAGGGCCACUCGCUGCUGAAGAAGAAGUCGGACGCGCUGAAUCUGCGUUUCCGCGAGGUGCUUCGGCAGAUUGUGGAGGCAAAGAUGGCCGUUUACGGUGAUGUAAUGGAUGAUGCGCGCUUCUCCCUCGCCGAAGCCAAGAAUCGAGCCGGCGACUUCUCACAGACGGUCAUCCAAAACGUCGCCACGGCCCGCUACCGGGUCCAAUACACCACCGAGAACGUCGUCGGCGUCGUGCUUCCGACCUUUACUGAUCGCGUGAAGCUUUGGAUCGAGGCGACGGUGACGCAGGUCGGCUUCCCGGGGAUCCUGCUGUUUGCUUCGAUCCCGAAUCCGCUUUUCGAUCUGGCGGGGAUCACUUGCGGCCACUUCCUCGUCCCGUUCUGGUCCUUCUUCACCGCCACCCUCAUCGGCAAGUCAAUCAUCAAGAUGCACGUCCAGAUGCUGUUCGUCAUCGUCGCCUUCUCCGAGCACUACGCCGAUCGACUUCUCCAAGUUGUAGCCCAAAUCCCUCGCAUCGGGCAUAAGUUGCGCGAGCCCUUCAAGGAAUUCCUGACCCAGCAGCGCCAGGCCCUUCACGGCAAUAAGGACCACCAAAGCCCGAAGGCCGGCUGGGUGCAGAACGGUCUUCAGCUGAUCGUUACCGGUGCCAUCCUCCUCUUCUCGCUGUCGAUUAUCAAUUGCCUCGCCCAGCGUUACUAUCACCGUGCACAUAAGCCUGUA